Messenger RNA from Glycine soja, 1300 nucleotides. Its product is annotated as deSI-like protein At4g17486. Gene Ontology annotation, biological process: protein deubiquitination. Gene Ontology annotation, molecular function: deubiquitinase activity. The coding region runs from base 350 to 1087 and encodes 245 amino acids. Lineage: Eukaryota; Viridiplantae; Streptophyta; Magnoliopsida; Fabales; Fabaceae. The record is from RefSeq and is a predicted model, not a curated record. The transcript has 4 exons.
UGGUCUCUUUCUUACAUACGCACAUGACACAACACUCUCUCUCUCCUUGUUAUGUUCCCUCCUCCUAGAAUAUAAAUUCACGAGAGAAACACGAAAAUCUUUCGAUUCCGGCGAGAAAAAAACUUGGACGGUGAAAUUGGAAGGUUUUCCGGGAUCCCAAGGCCGAAUCUUGGUUCAAUUUACGAAAAGAGAAGAGAGAGGAACAACAACACCCGUUGUUGAAUCUUCAAGCUGAAUCAAAUCAUAUAGAGAGAGAAAGAGAGAGACCCGGAUAGGAAAAUAGCGUUUAGAGAGAGAAAGGUGAAGUGAGGUUGUUUAAAGUUUGGGUCUUGGUGGGUGAAAGGGAAAGAUGACGGAUGUGGUACUGCAUAUAUACGAUGUGACGAAUAGUGGAUCCGAGAAAACCAACAACACCAUUGUUCAGAUCAACAAGAUCUUCAAGGAUGGGAUUGGUCUUGGUGGCAUUUUCCACAGCGCCGUGCAGGUUUUUGGAGAUGAUGAAUGGUCAUUUGGGUUCUGUGAGCAAGGUACUGGGGUUUUUAGUUGCCCUUCUGGAAAGAAUCCAAUGUAUACAUAUCGUGAAUCCAUUGUUUUAGGGAAAACAAACUGUUCCAUUUUCAAGGUAAAUCAAAUACUAAGAGAACUCAGUAGAGAGUGGCCAGGGAGUUCAUAUGAUCUGCUGUCCAAAAACUGCAAUCACUUUUGUGAUGAAUUCUGUGAAAGGCUUGGUGUACCAAAACUUCCAGGCUGGGUGAAUAGGUUUGCCAAUGCUGGUGAUACUGCCAUGGAAGUGGCUGGAAAUACAGCAUUACGGUUCCGGCAAGCUAAAACUGAGAUUGUAUCAGCAAGCAAAGUAGCAUACCGGUUCCUCUUAGGAGUUACCAAUAAUGUUACUAAUAAUGUUAAAAAUGGUCCAGAGUCCCCUGACAAUUCAAACAGAGGAGGGUCCCCUAGACUUCAAGCAUCUUGGUUGAAAAAUAUUGUUACUAAUGGUGCAAAACCGUCUACUAGUUCAGAAGCUGAGAAUCAGAACGGAGUUAUGCCUCUACCGCCAACACGAGAUGACAAGGCAUUGCUACAUAGUUAAUCUUCACAUGAUAGUUGAGGGAUCUUUGUCAAAUCUUAGUCAUGCUGUGUAUUGUAAUUUUAAGUCACAAAAAGUAUAACGGAAUUUUACAUGCUAUUCAUUUGUGUAUCAAAUGUAUAAUUUUUCGUUUGUUCAACUCAAAUCUUAUUGGUGCCUCGUGAGACUAUGUUCUUUGAAAGGUAAUUGUACUGUUUUUCUCUUUUCUUGUCUGAA